AUGGAGAAGGAGAAAGACCAGGACCAGGACCAGGACUCCGGAGAAGAAGAGGUGAAGAACGAAGCUCCUGCCGAGGUGCAGAUCACCGCCGAGCAGCUGCUGAGAGAAGCCAAGGAGAGGGAGCUGGAACUUCUGCCGCCCAAGCAGGAGAUUACCGACAAGGAGGAGCUCAACGACUCCAAGCUGAGGAAGAGGAAGAAUCAUAAAGGAAGACCCAAAAGAUACUGCUGUGAUGAUUGCGAGAAAGUCUUCACCACUUCAUCAAACCUGAAGAUCCAUAAGAAAACUCACACUGGUGAUAAACCAUACAGCUGUGAUCAUUGUGGUGCUGCUUUUGCCGUGAAAGGUUAUCUUACGACUCACCAACGUAUUCACACUGGUGAGAAACCAUACAGCUGUGAUCAGUGUGGAGCGGUUUUUACCCGACAAGAUAAUCUAAAGAAUCACCAACGUAUUCACACUGGAGACAAGCCUUACAGGUGUGAUCAGUGUGAGGCGGCUUUUGCCCAGCAAAGUCAUCUAACGACACAUCGACGUAUUCACACUGGUGAUAAACCAUACAGCUGUGAUCAGUGUGGAGCGGCUUUUGCCGUGAAAAAUAAUCUUACGACUCACCAACGUAUUCACACUGGAGACAAGCCUUACAGAUGCGAUCAGUGUGGAGCGGCUUUUGGCAAGCAAGGUCACCUAAGGACUCACCAACGUAUUCACACUGGGGAAAAGCCUUACAGAUGCGAUCAGUGUGAGGCGGCUUUUGCCGAGCAAGGUCACCUAAGGACUCACCAACGUAUUCACACAGGGGAAAAGCCUUACAGCUGUGAUCAGUGUGGAGCGGCUUUUGCCCAGCAAGGUGCUCUAACGAGUCACCAACGUAUUCACACUGGAGACAAGCCUUACUGUUGCGAUCAGUGUGGAAAGGCUUUUGCCCAACAAUGUGAUCUAAAGCGACACCAACGUAUUCACACUGGAGACAAGCCUUACAGCUGUGAUCAGUGUGGGGCGGCUUUUGUCCAGAAAAAUCACCUAACGACUCACCAACGUAUUCACACUGGAGACAAGCCUUAUAGAUGCGAUCAGUGUGAGGCGACCUUUGCCCAUCAAAGUGCUCUAACGAAACACAGACGGAUUCACACUGGAGACAAGCCUUACAGGUGUGAUCAGUGUGAGGCGGCUUUUGCCCAGCAAAGUAAUUUGACGAGACACCAACGUAUUCACACUGGAGACAAGCCUUACAGGUGUGAUCAGUGUGAGGCGGCUUUUGCCCAGCAAGGUCAUUUGACGAGACACCAACGUAUUCACACUCGAGACAAGCCUUACAGAUGCGAUCAGUGUGGAAAGGCUUUUGCCCAGCAAGGUCAUUUGACGAGACACCAACGUAUUCACACUGGAGACAAGCCUUACAACUGCGAUCAGUGUGGAAAGGCUUUUGCCCAGCAAGGUGAUCUAAUGAAACACCGACGGAUUCACACUGGAGACAAGCCUUACAGAUGCAAUCAGUGUGGAAAAGCUUUCGCCCAGCAAGGUGAUCUAACGAAACACCGACGGAUUCACACUGGAGACAAGCCUUACAGAUGCAAUCAGUGUGGAAAGGCUUUUACCGAGCAAUGUCAUCUGACGAGACAUCAACGUAUUCACACUGGAGACAAGCCCUACAGGUGUGAUCAGUGUGGAGCGGCUUUUGCCGAGCAAGGUACUCUAACGACUCACCAACGUAUUCACACUGGAAACAAGCCUUACAGCUGUGAUCAGUGUGGUGCGGCUUUUGCCCGACAAUAUCAUCUAAAGACUCACCAACGUAUUCACACUGGAGACAAGCCUUACAGGUGUGAUCAGUGUGGUGCGGCUUUUACCCGACAAUAUACUCUAAAGAAUCACCAACGUAUUCACACUGGAGACGAGCCUUACAGAUCUGAUCAGUGUGGAGCGGCUUUUGCCCAACAAGUCUUCUCCGCUUCAUCAAACCUGAAGAUCCAUAAGAAAACUCACACUGGUGAUAAACCAUACAGCUGUGAUCAGUGUGGUGCAGCUUUUACCCGACGAGAUCAUCUAAAGCGACACCAACGUAUUCACACUGGAGAUAAGCCUUACAGGUGUGAUCAGUGUGGUGCGGCUUUUACCCGGCAAGGUGAUUUAACGAGUCACCAACGUAUUCACACUGGAGACAAGCCUUACAGGUGUGAUCAGUGUGGUGCGGCUUUUACCCGGCAAGGUGAUUUGACGAGUCACAAACGUAUUCACACUGGAGACAAGCCUUACAGGUGUGAUCAGUGUGGUGCGGCUUUUACCCGGCAAGGUGAUUUAACGAGUCACCAACGUAUUCACACUGGAGACAAGCCUUACAGGUGUGAUCAGUGUGGUGCGGCUUUUACCCGGCAAGGUGAUUUAACGAGUCACCAACGUAUUCACACUGGAGACAAGCCUUACAGGUGUGAUCAGUGUGGAGCGGCUUUUACCCGGCAAGAUCAAUUGACGAGACAUCAACGUAUUCACUCUGGAGAUAAGCCUUACAGAUGUGAUCAGUGUGGAGCGGCUUUUGCCCAGCAAAAUGAUCUAAUUCGUCACCAACGUAUUCACACUGGAGACAAGCCUUACAGAUGUGAUCAGUGUGGAGCGGCUUUUGCCCUGCAAGGUCAUUUGACGAGUCACCAACGUAUUCACACUGGAGACAAGCCUUACAGGUGUGAUCAGUGUGGAGCGGCUUUUGCCCAACAAGGUGGUCUGAAGCGACACCAACGUAUUCACUCUGGAGACAAGCCUUACAGAUGUGAUCAGUGUGGAGUUGCUUUUGCCCACCAAGGUUCUCUAAUUAGUCACCAACGUAUUCACACUGGAAACAAGCCUUACAUAUGCGAUCAGUGUGGAGCGGCUUUUGCCCACCAAAGUUCUCUAAUUAGUCACCAACGUAUUCACACUGGAGACAAGCCUUACAGGUGUGAUCAGUGUGGAGCGGCUUUUGCCAGGCAAGGUCAUUUGACGAGACACCAACGUAUUCACACUGGAGACAAGCCUUACAGAUGUGAUCAGUGUGGAGUUGCUUUUGCCCAGCAAGGUGCCCUAACGAGACACCAACGUAUUCACACUGGAGACAAGCCUUACAGGUGUGAUCAGUGUGGAGCGGCUUUUGCCCAACAAGGUUCUCUAAAGAGACACCAACGUAUUCACACUGGAUAA
Cololabis saira (Pacific saury) is the source of this 3171-nucleotide messenger RNA. Its product is annotated as zinc finger protein 271-like. Lineage: Eukaryota; Metazoa; Chordata; Actinopteri; Beloniformes; Belonidae. Gene Ontology annotation, molecular function: RNA polymerase II cis-regulatory region sequence-specific DNA binding; DNA-binding transcription factor activity, RNA polymerase II-specific. The transcript has 6 exons. The coding region runs from base 1 to 3171 and encodes 1056 amino acids. The record is from RefSeq and is a predicted model, not a curated record. Gene Ontology annotation, biological process: regulation of transcription by RNA polymerase II.